Messenger RNA from Syngnathoides biaculeatus (alligator pipefish), 1764 nucleotides. RefSeq names its product homeodomain-interacting protein kinase 2-like. Gene Ontology annotation, cellular component: nucleus; cytoplasm; PML body. Gene Ontology annotation, biological process: positive regulation of transcription by RNA polymerase II; smoothened signaling pathway; peptidyl-threonine phosphorylation. The transcript has 2 exons. Bases 124 to 1296 code for a protein of 390 amino acids. Lineage: Eukaryota; Metazoa; Chordata; Actinopteri; Syngnathiformes; Syngnathidae. The record is from RefSeq and is a predicted model, not a curated record. Gene Ontology annotation, molecular function: SMAD binding; ATP binding; protein serine/threonine kinase activity.
CAACGAAGGCGUUUCAGUCUCGGCGAGACCUCCCAACUCAACCGGCGGAGGGUGAACAACAACUUAACGGGGUGUCGUACCUUCCCUGCUCGCUUAAAAUGAAUCUGAAAAGCGACCGUCGGCAUGGCUUUGAAUAAGAAGUCAGACAGACUACACAUUUAUAAAGGGAGCACGCUGGGCCAGUCCUACAAAGUGGAAGAUUUUCUCGGCGAGGGCAGCUUCGGAAUUGUUGCCAAAUGCCGUUGCACGGAGACUGGCAGGAUGUCGGCCAUCAAAGUCAUCAAGAAUCAGCCGGCAAUCAUGCACCAGGCAAGGGAGGAGAUUGCGGUUCUGAAACAGCUCCAGAGCCUGGACCCGGACGAGUGUCACAUCGUGCGCUGGAAUGACUUCUUCUUUGACAAGUACCUCAUCUGCUUGAAUUUUGAACUUCUCGACCAGAGCCUGAAUAAAUUCCAGCUCGAGCAAAACCUCCCGACUCUUUCCAUCUGUGAAAUUAGACCAGUUUUGUACCAGAUGGGCAGAGCCCUGCUGCAUUUGAGUGACGUCGGCAUUGUGCAUACGGAUAUCAAAACCGACAACAUCAUGGUGGUGGACCGCUCUCGGCAGCCGCUAAACUUUAAGCUGAUCGACUUUGGUUUGGCUAAAAAGACUUGUGAUCUGAAACCCGGCGAUUAUGUCCAGACUUCGUGGUACAGGUCUCCAGAAGUAGUGCUCGGUAUUUCCCUCAACGAGGCCAUCGACAUGUGGUCCCUCGGUAUCGUCGCAGUGAAGCUUGCGACAGGUCACCAUCUUUACCCGGGGGACUCGGACUAUGACACCUUGGCUUACAUGAUUCAAACCCAGGGCCAGCUGGCUGACUCGGUUCUGGACCGUGGCCUACGAACACGGGCUUACUUCAACAAACGGGACACCGGUCCAAACGGCUGGAAAUUGAAGACUCCGAAAGAGAUGGGCUAUGACUCUGUAGAAGCGAGACCCUUAAAUCUCAAGUCUCUUGAGGAGAUUCAAGUGGUUCAGAAAAAAGGAGCAGAGCGCGACCAGUCUGUCUUCAUAAAUCUGGUAACAAAGAUGCUCCACCUGGACCCGGAUCUGCGUAUAAAACCUGCAGAAUUUCUGCAGCACUCUUUUUUUACCGGGGACGACGAGCACUAUACACUGUCGUCGGGUCAGACCACCUCCUUCACCGAAGGGCCAGAAUCGCAGGACGGAAAGCAGAUAGCCAUAAAAGUGAGACGUAAAGACGGUUGGUUGAAAAGACUCUUCAGGAAGAUUCAAGGGGCCUUUACGGUCGAUUGAAGAAAAACAUUCUUUUUGCACAAAUAUGAACUUAUUCAUUACUGGACUUGUUUAUACUUGUCAAAUGGAAUCCAACAGUUGCCUGCCACAGACGUAUGUAUUCGUCAAAUACAUAUUUUCAACGAGUAAGCUUGGAAGAUGGUCCCUCCUAGCUUGCGUUUGAAAGUUCGGCUAACAAACUACUGUAAUGACUAACGGAUUCCUGUAGGUGGCAGCACUUAACUAUUUUGGUGCUGAGCUGAGCACAUCUUUUCAAUAGAAGUUAGAUUAGGGAGUCAAUUUUGGUUUGUCCCCUUCAAUGUGAGUACGUCAGACUCGGCCUUUUUUGUGUUGUCAUAGUUUUAGGUAUCUCAAAAAUAAACAAAAAUUAAUAUAAACAACUGUCACUGUUCUUCUGGGAAACCAACCCCGGUGGUACAGACUGACGACCACAACGUUCUGUGAGAUCGGGCAAAAUGUGCUCCAACA